CCCAAAAAGUUUCACCAGCAUGCGCUAUGCAGCAUAUAUGCAUGUGUACACACAUCGUCCUGCUGGGUUGCGUGAUCUAAUUAAUUGCGUGUACUAUAGCCGGCCAUCAAUAUCUUUGGCCAGACCGUAUCGAUAGGUGUCGGAAAUUGUCUGUAGCUACUUUUGUCAUUAAAACCAUACUCCCACGUUUGGAACAUUGGUACGUUCUGUGACAUAAGGUGCAAGAUCAUAAGAUGUGACUUUGAUUGUCUUUAUUUUGCGUGAACUUCAUCAUUUCCUCUAUUGAACAGUAUUCACAAAGUCCACCGCGCCACCGCACACUGUACGGUUCGCGCUCAGUAGCUUGCUCAGGCUCAGUAGUUGUGCGGUACGGUAAGCCUACAGUACUUGGGUUCACGCGUUUAACGUUUGUCAAAGUUUGUGUAACUCCCCCAAAGUUUUGUUGGCGACAUCGGGUUACGUACGCAUACGGCUGGAGCGAAAAUGGCUUGGUUUUGCUGGUCACUCCUUGUCUGCAUAGUGAUGAUAGCAUCUACAGUCAACGGUCAAAGAAUGUUCCCAGGUCAAUGUGGAAUGUCCCACCCCUGUGCUCAAAUAUGCAAGAAUGUACCAGGCAUGGGACGGGUCAAAUGUGAAUGUGAAUCUGGUCACAUACUGGCUGCUAAUGGCUUUCUGUGUAUCAGUGAGGAAGAUGAAACCAUCGACAUUGAUGCAGAGACAAGCCCCACAGAGGCAGUAGUAACUGUGUCGGAAGAGACAGUUGACAAAGCUAAGGAUCAGCAGGGCAGUGGAGGACAGGAGAUGGAGGGAAGUGGGAGUGGAACAGAUGAAGACGGAGAACAAGAAACAGGAAGUGGUGAAGAGAUACAUGUGCCUAGUCCCAUGGUCCUCUGUCAAGACUUUGAAUGUCAGAAUGGAGGAACAUGUUACGUGGAUGUGGUGAUGGACAAAGCAAUGUGCAGAUGCACAGAAGGAUUCAAAGGAGAUAGGUGUGCAGAAAGUGUGGUGAUACCACCUACUACAUGUGAAGGAUUUGAAUGUCAAAAUGCCGGCACAUGUUAUAUCAACGGUGAAACAAGUAGAGCAUCAUGCCACUGUCCACAUGGAUAUGAAGGAGAGAUGUGUAAGCAAACUGUUGCCAUCAAGUUCCCAAGUUUUCAGAGCCAUUCCUACAUGGAAUUCUCCUCUCCACUUGGCCUUUAUCGGACAUUCCAGGUCCGAGUGGAUUUCAAGCCAGAGACGCUGGAUGGAUUGCUUCUAUUCUGUGGAGAGCAGGACAGUACUGAUAAGGACUACUUCUCCCUCGGUCUUGUUGAUGGCAAGAUGCAAUUCAAGUAUGAUCUUGGGGGAACAGCUCCAGGGAUCAUCACCAGCGCUGUGACAGUGUCAUUGGGAAAAUGGCACACAGUAACAAUCAACAGGGACAACUGGGAUGGCUGGAUACAGGUGGACCAGGAGAAACCUGUCAAGGGAAAAUCCAAGGGACUAUACUCCAAGCUAACCCUUCGCAGUCCCCUUUACCUUGGCGGCCACAGUAACUACACAGCAAUCAGCCAAACUAGCAUCAGUACUGGCUUCUCAGGCUGCGUAGAGAGACUAGUCAUCAACAAUGUAGACAGUGACAUGAGACUGGAGCCAAGAGGCUUUGCGGUGGGUGGUGUGGAUGUGGGUGAAUGUAGCAGUGGACUAUGUGAUGAAGGCAUGUGUAGCAAUGGUGGUUCCUGUGUGGCCCAGUCAGCUAGUCGCUACCUGUGCCUUUGCCCAUUAGGCACGGCUGGACCUACUUGUGAAAAGGAUGUCCUUCUCCAUAUCCCAUCCUUCAAUGGCUCUUCCCAUCUAGUCCAUCAGAGUCUGGGCAAGAACCACCUAUCCUUCCUUGAGAUCGAAGUGAUCUUCCGGCCCCAUCAACCCACAGGAAUGCUCCUUUACAGCGGCCAAAAGUUUGAAAGAGCAGGAGAUUUUGUCUCACUGGGCAUGUCUGAAGGACACGUUGAGUUCCGAUUUGAUUGUGGUUCAGGACCCGCUGUGUUAAGAACAACAGAGCCAGUGUCCCUAAAUGAGUGGCACAUUGCCAUUGCAUCACGCACUGCCCGCGAUGGUACUCUGCAAGUGGACAAACGACGUGUCCUGAGUGGAAUGGCAGAGGGCGCUUUUACCCAAUUGACCUUUGCUGGUGACCUAUACAUUGGUGGUGUGGAUGAUGCCUCACAUGUAUCCAAAAAGGCGGAAAUGUCAACCUCAUUUGUUGGCGAUAUUCAAAAGGUAAUCAUUAAUGAUAAACCACUAGACCUGAUUGAUGAUGCUAUCCGUGGAGCUAAUGUCAUGAACGCAGACCAUCCAUGUGUAGAUCAACCUUGUCAAAACAGGGGAGAGUGUGCCGCUCAACAUGCCACGUAUUCCUGCCAGUGUCCGCUCUGGUAUCAGGGCAUCAAUUGUGAAGAGGACAUAGAGGGAAUUGUGGAAGUGCCUUCAUUCCAAGGAAGUAGCUACCUCAGAUUCACCAGUGACUGGGUCUUAAAAAGAGUUGGGGGACAGGAUGAUAAUAUUCAACUGGAGUUCCGGACAUGGAGCUCAGACGGUCUGAUAUUGUGGAUGGGACGUGACGUCAUGAAGUCUACUAGUGAUUUCAUGGCGUUGGGACUGGAUAAUGGAAUGUUGAAGUGGAGCUAUAACUUGGGUGGGGGUCCUGUAUCCACCCUUACAAAUCAGACAUUUAAUGAUGGUGAGUGGCACACAGUAUCCAUGCAACGUCAAGGUGCAUCAGGAACAUUGAUGAUUGACCAACGAGAGGGGCUAAUGGCCACAGCGCCUGGACCAAUGAAAAGUCUGGAUAUCAAUAAUGGACUCUAUCUGGGUGGCAUGAAGGAUGUCGCUGAGCUUUCUUUCAAGCGUUACACCAUUGGCUUUCUUGGAUGCAUACGCAAUGUAAUGCUAGAGGGUGACAAACUAGACCUAUAUCAAGAUCCAUCAGAAGGUAGAAAUGUCAAUCAUUGUGCUUAGAUGGGAAAGCCCUUCAGGCUCUGCUCUUCAAGUUUGUCCUCGUUGAUGCUUUUUUGGGGGGGGGCUGUCUUGUCUUGUUUUUAAAUUUUUACAUUUUUUAUGUGUGUUAACUUUUUGAUGUCAUUGCAACAAACUAAGGCACAUUUUAAGAAUUAUUGCCUCUAAAAAUAAUAUAGUGGUGCAAAUGUUAUUCAAAUCUGAUCAAGGAUUGUAUGUAAUUAUAUGAACAUUGUACGUGCAAGUAAGUAGUCAACAAUACCAGCUUUGCUGUACUGUAUCACAUAGCUUUUCCCCUUUUUACCCAUAGAUAUUGUAAUCAUGUAGGCAUUUUUCUGCUAGCCUGUUAUACACUAUGCAUCAUUGUGUGCACAAAAAAUAGUUUUCCCUCUUUUUGUGUACUGUAAAAAAAAAAGUGGCUAGUACUAUUUUUAUACAUAGAGUAAAUCUUAAGUUUGCAGUUUUUAUGUGAACUCCCUUUCACUUUUUUGUACAUUACUGUAGUUUCUAAGUGUUUGGUUCAUGAACUCUAAGUUUCUAAAGAUAAAUUUAAAGUUUGACAUUUUUGGUUGUAGGGGAUCUAACAACAUAACAUGUCAUUAAUUAUCAUAGUUUAAUCUCAACAAUGACGUACCAAUUGAUGAAGAUGAUUCUGCAUCAAAAUCAAAAAUCAGAAAUAAGUCAAGAAAUCACUUUCAAUUGGUAUACAUGUAUUUGACUGGAAGGAAUGUGAACAUAAUAUAUUGGCUGUUUGAAAUGAUCAGGUCAUUUGAUUACAAUUAUGUUGAGAUUUGAACAGAAUGAUGUUUCACUGAAUUCUCAGAACUUGGUUCAGAAGUUAAUGGGCAGUCUUAAUAAUGUAAGUAAAAAGUGUCUUCACUAAAGUGAAAUAUGCCAAGGAUGAUGACUGCGAAAAAGGUGCAUGGAUGACAUUGCAGUUGGUGAUGGUCAUAGAUUGAGUUGAGGGGGGGGGGGCGAAGUCAAGGCUUGAAUAGGCUGGUCAGUGGGCGAUGGGGGGAUUAAGUGAUUAAUUAGUAAUAUGACACUUAUAGAGAAUGCCUUGAAUAGCAAUAUACAGUCAUCAAGUGUGUAUAGUCUAAGAAGCUUUUUUUUUUCAGACCAACUUAAAUAUACUCUUAGUUUUCCAUGCAUUUAUUUUGGAUAAGAGACAUUAUAGACUGUGCCUGAUUAACUCUUUGUUUCCUUACCCAUGUUUUGUAUGUUGAAUGAUGCAUAUGUGUAUUUUUUAAUUUACUGCAGGAGUGAUUAUUGUUUUGUGUUUAAUUUUUGGCAUUUUUAUUAAGGUAAAAGGAGUCCUAUCCAAGCUUUAUUUGCCCAACGAUUUGAGCAUAAUUGUGUGUGAAGGCAGAAACUACCCACCGUUCCUUCACAUAGUUGAAAUGAGUUCUUUCUCGUAGUUUAGAUUACUCUGUCUUGAUUUUGGCAUUUCUGUUCUAAAAAAGAAUUUAAAAAAGAUUUUCAAAGACAUACAGGAGCUAUGAAGUCUUUUUUAGGAAUGUCUUUCUCUUUUUGAAUCUAACAUACAUGUAUUCUGACAAUUUUGAAGUUUGUUUUCCUUUCUUGUUUUCUUGUUUUUUUAAGUUUUUUAAUGAUUUUUUUUGGAUAUCUUAGUGCAUGUGUAUUUUGUUAUAAAUGUAAUCUUUUCCUAACAGGGUUAACAGAGAUAACUAAAGUUAUAAUGCAACUCCAAAAUGUCCAACAAGCAACCUUAUUCCUCAGCAGGAUUGAUGUAAACUUUCAGGUCAUCUAACAUAGUAGUACAAAUCCUGACACUGGUCAACCUGCAGUUGGAUCAAUGUCAGCUGGUCCUGACGUGGGUACUUCUUGAUCAUGUAAAGCCAGUUGUUGAAUAGUCUUCUGUAUCAUCACCAGCAAUUUUGAAUAUUUUGUAACAAUAGCAAGAGCAUUCUCAGCUCUUCACUUUAACAUGAUUUUGUUGGACAUGCAUUUUGGUUAGCAUUUAGGUGACUGUACUGGCACUUCUAUUGUUAUCAAUUGUACAAGAUUUGUUCCAGAGAUGUAACUCCCGAGUAGAUCAGGCAGCCCUCCAUUCAUUAGCCUUUUUGAGAUAUGGUGGACACAAGAGGAGGGCACUACUUGCAGUAGGUAAAAUGUUGCUAAUUGGAAAAGACUUGACCUAACCCGAAUGCCGCCCUUUCUGAUAUCUCAAACAAAGCGAAUACCUCAAAGCCAUAUCUCAAAUAAAGCUAAUUAUGUUGGGUUUCGGCACUUUUUUUCCUUUCUACUAUGGCAGUACUUCCAAUAGGGUUAAAAGUGGACAUUUAACCAGGAUAAUUUAUCAAAGUGUUCAUAAUACUAAGGUCAUUAAGGCCACACAAACUAGUUGUCAUUUAGACGCAACUUAAUUCCACCCCCGAAGCUAUCUCUGGAGCUAGCCAGGCCAAUUCUAGCCCCGAAAAUUGUGGGGCUAGCUCCACUUUCAGCAGGGCUUCUUUUUACAA
This is a messenger RNA of Patiria miniata (bat star), 5480 nucleotides long. Its product is annotated as pikachurin-like. The transcript is spliced from 14 exons. Lineage: Eukaryota; Metazoa; Echinodermata; Asteroidea; Valvatida; Asterinidae. The coding region runs from base 484 to 3000 and encodes 838 amino acids. The record is from RefSeq and is a predicted model, not a curated record. Gene Ontology annotation, molecular function: calcium ion binding.